Messenger RNA from Echinostoma caproni, 546 nucleotides. The record is from the annotation of a GenBank genome assembly. Lineage: Eukaryota; Metazoa; Platyhelminthes; Trematoda; Plagiorchiida; Echinostomatidae.
AUGAGUGUGGAAUCGGCUGGCCUAGUCCCCGAAUCGGGGUCACAAAAACUUUGCGGGGACAAAUUUGAUGCGGAUGAUUCGUCUAGCUGGACCGGGGAUGAAAACAGUGCGGAUGUGGGCGGGAACGAUUCGAAACAGUCUGAUCUGGGAGGUGAUCAGACUUCAGACAGUGAGGAAUUCACCUAUUUGAAUCCCACGACCGAUUCGAAACGCACCCGAACUGCCUACACCCGACAGCAGAUAUUGGAAUUGGAAAAAGAAUUUCACUUCAAUAAAUAUUUGACUAGAAAACGUCGUUUGGAGAUCGCGCACACAUUAACGCUGUCAGAGAGACAGAUCAAAAUUUGGUUUCAAAACAGACGUAUGAAAUGGAAAAAAGAGCAUCAUUUACCGGGAAUGAAGCAACGUCUAAUUGAACCACGUUCCCCCAUCACGUCUCGAUCACAUUUGUGUCCGACCAUACGGAACACUUUUAUCAGUUGUAACAUACUUGAAAAAUCAGACCAACACCUACAGACACACAACACACACGCACUUACUAAAUAG